GAGAGGAGAGCAGAGGCAGAGGGAGAGCCCCAGAGCAGACCUGCGUCUCUAGCUCGGGAUUUUACAGGGUGCAGCCAGCAUGUUUGCCCUCAGCCCUGCUGCCUGGGGAUUCAGCCUUCAGCUUGUCUUCUGCUUUGCUUUAUCUCAGACUUCAUACGUUGACAAUGUCUUCUCAGUCUCAGCAGAUGUCCCUUGUUUGGAGCAGAAGAAACGCCUCAGCCCCAGAGCGUGCUGCUUCCUCGGCCCGCCGCCGCCGCCGCUGUUCCCACCGCCGUACUUCAGGCACCGCUGGAGCACAAAGCUGCUUGCCCUUGAUAUGAAAGACUUCUGGAAAGAGCUCCAGAUAACAGAGGAAUCUUCCUCUAUACCUGAAUCAUAUUGCCCCUCAGGGCCUCCUGGCCCCCAGGGUCCACAAGGAAUUCCUGGCAUAAUGGGACCAAAAGGGGAGAAAGGGGAGAUUGGCAGGCCAGGAAGAAAGGGUAGACCAGGUCCCCCGGGCGUCCCUGGAAUGCCAGGACCAAUUGGAUGGCCUGGACCAGUGGGACCCAAGGGUGAAAAGGGAGAUUUGGGUGUGAUGGGAUUGCCAGGUACAAGAGGACCAAUGGGCUCCAAGGGUUUUCCUGGAACUAGAGGACAAAAGGGCUCCAGAGGUGACAGGGGUGACAAAGGAGUCAAAGGAGACCAGGGAGAAAUAGGUUCCCCUGGAAUGCUGGGACAGAAAGGCGAGAUGGGCCCGAAGGGGCAAUCCGGAGCACCAGGACACAGAGGACCUAUAGGAAGACCAGGAAAACGAGGCAAACAGGGACAAAAGGGAGACAUUGGACCUGUGGGAAUUAUGGGUCCACCUGGAAGGCCCGGUCCUUCAGGCCAGCCAGGCCCCCCUGGGCCUUCAGGAUCAGGACAAUUAGCAGUAGGACCAAAAGGGGAAAGAGGACUUCCAGGGCCUCCAGGGAGAUGUCUCUGCAGAUCCCCACAAAAUGUGAAUAGUCCACCAUAUGAGGAAUCUGUGUUUGGAUACAGUUAUCCAAAAGUCCCUGCGAUUUUUGUGGUGAACAAUCAAGAAGAAUUGGACCGGUUACACACUGAAAAUGCCAUUGCUUUUAGAAGAGAUCAAAGAUCUUUGUAUUUCAAGGAUACCACUGGAUGGCUCCCAAUCCAGCUCACCCCUUUCUACCCUGUGGGUUACCCCGUAGAGGGUGGUGGCACCUGCGGAGACGGCAUUGUACAGGCCGGAGAAGAGUGCGACGACGGCAAUGCGAUUGUGACCGAUGACUGCAUAAGUUGCCACCGUGCUUACUGUGGUGAUGGCUACAGGCAUGAGGGGGUUGAAGACUGUGAUGGGAAGGAUUUUGGGUAUUUGACAUGUAAAACGUAUCUCCCCGGGUCUUACGGAAAAUUACGAUGCACUUCUUACUGCUACAUUGACUCUACACAGUGUCGAUACUUCACAUGAGGGGAGCGCAGAGGUGGGUAGUAUCCCACGUGUAGCGGGGACGCUCGGUGCUACACUCUCACCUGUCCAAGAAGGCCUGGGACAAAAAGAAAAAAAAAAACUGUGUGUGAAAACAGACAAACAGAUGUCAUGCUGCUGAUGGCCGUUUUGAAAUGUUUUUCUUUUUUUAAAUUAAGAGCGGAGAAAAGUAGGACCACUGCAUCCUGUCUUAAUAGAAAAACGCCGAACAGUGUUUGCCAGUAAGACUUUCACGUGGCUAUGUGUGGGAACUUGCUUUCUAUCACAAAUGCAACAUUAAACUGCUGGAAACCAAAUUUCACUACCCAGGAAUAUUGUGUAACAAGACAACAUUACCUCGACUUAGCACUGUUAGACCUAAAUGUAAAUUCUUCAGGGUUUUUGUUUUUAAACCUUCUCAACGUAAACACAAUGCAUAUCUUGGAUGCGGUGUUUAUGGAGACUCUUUACUCUUGUAUUACAAUGUGAACUUGGUAAGUGCUGUACCCGCGUGAGCUAGGAGUUUGGUGCCGUUAAGGCUAACUCUGCACCCUCGUGGGUAGAGCAAGCCGGCGCCGUUCAGAAAGUGCUUUGAAGGGCAGCAAAUCGAGCAAAGAAGCUGGUGAUCACCGUUGCCUUCAGGCUAAGAAGUUCAGCUGUGUGUAUGUGUGCGCGCACGCGGGAGCGAGGCGGUCAGACGAGGCCUAGAAGCGCCGAACGCAAAGGCCAAACUGGACAAAUAAUGAACUGUGAAAUAGCCAAGGAGCCCUCCCUUCACGGACGAACCAGACUGGAAGGGAGGACAAAGCGCAAACAUUGCUCGUUUUUCCCACCGUUGUCAGGCUGGCUGCAUCCUACGUGACGCCAGGAGGACUGGGACAGCUUCAGGUUAGCAGUUCCCCCGACUGCCUGCCCGAAAUCACAACGUGACCACGUACACACUGCUUUUCACUCCAGUUUCUGCACUGGAAGCUAUUGUUUUUUGUUUUCCUCCCCCUGUCCACCUGAUCUUCAUCAUUCAGGUUAUAUUCUGUCCUCUGUCCAUGUGCGCUGGCCUCCCUCUGUGCUGCUGUCUGUCUCUGCCGUCUUGUCUGGAGUAUCGCUGAGUGUACGUUCUCGUUUUCUUUUUUAAUCUCUGCAAAUCUUGGAGCAGUGUGUCUAGGGAUGCUCAUUCAGUCCAUAUGCUGUAUAAUGUACAUAUAUUUUUGUUUUUCAGAAAGUUUGGUCAAAUAUAUUAGCCCUGAUAGGAGUCAGGGUAAUUAUAUACCUAUUUACCAGUAAGCAUUAAAGAAUGCAUUUCACAUGGGAAGCAUAUUAAAUAUAUUAUGUGCAGAAGAGCUUAUAAUAGAAGAAAAUGCUACAAAGAUGUGUGGAAUUCAGGAUUAAAAGCCUCGGAUGAAGGUGUUAUUUUUGUACAGGCCACUCUUUUCUGCUUUGCGAUAAAUGCUGUACAUGAAUAUUUGAAAUGCAUGAGUUACAUGUAACAAUGACAGCACCGUGACAGCUGCACUUAUACAGUUACUUCUGUAAAGGUUAAAGAAAGGUGGAGUCUAUAUUAUAAUGAUAAUGCAUUAAAGCAACCAAUAAAUACAUAUAACUUUUACCACCUAUAUAGAAGACUUUAACUCUGCAUGUCCAGAGCGAUCCUGGAAAUCAUCAAUUAAAAAAAAAUGAAUACAGUUAGUCUACUUUUUGUGGCUCUCUCUUACCUGGACUGAUUAUGCUGCUGUGAAGCCAAGCCAAGCCACCAAUGUUUGUAGUCCAGUUCACCAACGAUGGCAACAAUUUUCCUCUCAUUGCUUUUUUUUUUUUUUUUUUUUUGCUUUUAAGGAGCGGUAUUAAUAAAUGUUCAAGGAACUAGUGGGGCAAGGAAUCUGCCAUAAGCUUUGGAAAUUUGUGCUCUAGCCUUUUGACUGCCUGUGUUUGGGCAAGCCGCGCGUGUGCAGGUGUCCGUAUCGCCAGCACCAAGAAGCGCCGGCUCCCGGGAAGGCCGCCCUGUCCGCCAGCCCCGCUGGGGCACCUCGAGCAGUGUGCGCGUGCUUGCUGCCGUCUUGUGCUCCAGGCUUUCUCCGAAUAGCUGUCACAGGUCUCUGGUUUAUCUAAGGCUGCGUCCUUUUUCCUCACUCUUUUGUCCUUUGAAAAAUGCUAUGGCACCCGUGUUCCUGAUGGUCGUCAGAGUGCGCUUCGGUCCUACCUCCUUCCCCUAUGAAUUCAUUGCAUUGCCCAAGGAGUCCACCUCUACUUCUAGCCCUCCAGAAAGCUGGAGUCGUUGAGAAAUUGGAUAAUCCCACUGAAAGAUUAGGACAGGACGUUGAAGUUGCAAAGCCAAGUACACAGAAGCUGGGAAACACGAAAAGAGGUUAUGAUCACAUUUUUUUAAAUUGUAGUGUGCUGCACAAAUUCAUAAACAUGUGUCAGUCUCGUCAGAAAACACUUAACGGAGUAUGAAUUUUAAAUGCACUUUAUUAAUACAGCACAAACAUUUCAGCAUCUUAACAAAAAGAAGGGCAUGCAAGACACAACGCAUGGGAGACAUGAGACAAGUUUCUUACUGCUGUUACUGUCUUGUUCCUCUCAGAUAGCAAAGCAUGAGAAAGACAUCUGGGAGGGUAUUAAGUAUGUGUGAUUUAACAACCUGCAAGAAAAGAAGAAAAAAAAAAAGAAAAAAACCCUUCCUCCUUAUUUCUGAUGUACCUGCUUUAUGAUUAAUUGGGGAUUCUUCACCUGGCUGGUGCCUGCUCUGCUGUAAAUUAGCUGCCUUCUUUGUCUGCGAUUCCUGGCAGAUUAUGCUAGGUAUGGCUCAAAAGUUACCUGAGGUAUUUCAGUUCCUUGGCCUUUUGUAGCAGCAAAUGGGAAACUUGUGGGAAAGUUUUCUAACGAUGCAUAUGCAGCUAUAGAUUAAUAAACGACCAGUAUGAGCUCACAUCACACACUGUAUUAACUGUUCUCUAAAAAAACCCAGCUUGCACUUAAUAUGUUGUUAAAUAUAUGUAGUUGUCUACAACAUGUAUUAGUAGCUCAUGUCA
Messenger RNA from Struthio camelus australis, 4476 nucleotides. It is a transcript of the gene COLQ, whose product is annotated as collagen like tail subunit of asymmetric acetylcholinesterase. Gene Ontology annotation, molecular function: extracellular matrix structural constituent conferring tensile strength. The record is from RefSeq and is a predicted model, not a curated record. NCBI's taxonomy places the organism in Eukaryota, Metazoa, Chordata, Aves, Struthioniformes, Struthionidae. Gene Ontology annotation, biological process: extracellular matrix organization.